Exserohilum turcica Et28A is the source of this 3309-nucleotide messenger RNA. RefSeq lists its product as uncharacterized. The transcript has 2 exons. NCBI's taxonomy places the organism in Eukaryota, Fungi, Ascomycota, Dothideomycetes, Pleosporales, Pleosporaceae. Gene Ontology annotation, cellular component: mRNA cleavage and polyadenylation specificity factor complex. Gene Ontology annotation, molecular function: RNA binding. The coding region runs from base 303 to 3152 and encodes 949 amino acids. The record is from RefSeq and is a predicted model, not a curated record. Gene Ontology annotation, biological process: mRNA 3'-end processing by stem-loop binding and cleavage.
GUUUCUCGUGAUAAGAGGCUGAUGCGAGUAACAUUUCGCGAGCAAUUGCUGCAAAGGCGUCGUUGAGCCAUGUCGGAGCCUUCAGCUUGUGUGUAGCCUGGGGCUGUGGGGAACAAGGCGGGAGGGCGCCGGACAAACCUUUCGCCGGGCGCAGUCGCGCUCUGACGCGUAGCCGUCAACCGCCUCCAAAUACGCAUCCAUCAAGGAACAUCACCGACGAUUCAUAGAUCCAGCCCAAGGCACAAAACUAUGCGCUUGGAGAGCGAGCGUCGCAUAUACCAAAGCUACUAGCGACUGCCGCCAUGUUCAACUUCACGCCCCUUCUGGGCGCGCAAAGCGCCUCUCCAGCAUCGCAGUCGCUGCUGGAGUUUGAUGGAGGCAUACAGAUCCUCAUAGAUGUUGGCUGGGCCGAGGAUUUCAGCGUAGAGCAGCUCAAAGAAAUCGAGAGACAUGUUCCCACUCUUUCCUUUAUCCUCCUCACCCACGCGACUACUGCGCAUCUCGGCGCCUACGUACACUGCUGCAAGAACUUCCCCCUGUUCACGCGCAUUCCCGUCUACGCCACAAACCCCGUCAUAUCCCUCGGCCGGACGCUCUUGCAAGAUCUCUACGAAUCCACCCCUCUUGCCUCGUCGAUAAUCCCGACCGAGGCCCUCAAUGAAUCCGCCUACUCCUUCUCGUCAGCGCUCAAGGGCGGGAAAAACCCAAACAUACUUCUCCAGGCGCCCACGGCCCAAGAAAUUGCCGACUACUUUGCCCGCAUCAACCCACUGCGAUACUCGCAACCACAUCAGCCUAUCCCCUCGCCCCACUCACCUCCGCUCAACGGACUCACCAUUACUGCAUACAGCGCUGGACACACGCUGGGAGGUUCGAUAUGGCAUAUUCAGCAUGGCAUGGAGUCGGUCGUCUAUGCUGUCGAUUGGAACCAAGCCAGGGAGCAUGUCCUCUCUGGAGCAGCCUGGCUCGGAGGACCUGGCACCGGCGGCUCAGAGGUCUUGGAGCAACUACGCCGCCCCACUGCUUUGAUCUGCAGUAGCAAGAAUACAAACAUGGUCAAAGUCGCAAAGUCACCAAACAAGCGAGACGAAGCAUUGCUCGAAAUGAUACGGGAUACAGUCGCCAACGGUGGGUCGGUUUUGAUUCCAUCAGAUUCCAGUGCCCGCAUCCUUGAAUUAGCAUAUCUUCUUGAAGAGACGUGGCAUCGCGAGACAGCCGAAGAAGGCAACAAUAGCCCCCUGGCCAACGCAAAGGUAUACCUUGCCAGUCGGACAGGAGGUGCAACGAUGCGGUACGUGCGGAGCAUGCUGGAGUGGAUGGAAGAGGGUAUUGUAAAAGAGUUUGAAGCGAGCGCAGCAGACCAGGAUCGAAGGAACAAAGGUGGAAAGGAGGAGGAUAGAGCCAAAGUUCCCUUUGAUUUCAGACAUAUUACCCUGUUGGAGCGCAAGACACGCGUAGCUCGCAUGCUCAGCGCUGCGGGACCGCGUGUGAUACUAGCAAGCGACGCUACACUGGAGUGGGGAUUUUCAAAAGAUGCCCUUCGGACCCUGGCCUCUGACGAAAAGAACCUUGUCAUUCUCACAGAAAGAUCUGGUGAAUUGGGCGUACAGAAGAAGGGACUUGGUCGAUACCUCUGGGACCUGUGGCACGAGCGAAAUGCAUCACCAGGACAGGACGCGCCUCCUACUACUGUGAUUGAUGCUUCAGGUAACCAGGCUCCGUGGAAUAGUAUCAGAGCAGUCGCACUCGAGGGUGAUGAAGUCCCGCUUUAUCAGCAAUUCCUUGCCAGCCAAAGACAGCGACAAAAUACCAUGGGCGGAGACAACGCAGCUCUCCUCGAAACAUCUGCAGACGUGGUCGACGACCGAUCAUCAACUGAAUCUGAAAGUUCAGAAGGCUCUGGCGAUGGGUACCGAGGAAAGGCGUUGAAUGCGACUGUCGCCCUGCAGCAUGCGCGCAACAAGCUUGGUAUGACAGACGCCGAGCUGGGCGUCAACGUCCUUAUCCGCCGCAAAAAUGUCUACGAUUACGAGGUGCAGGGCAAAAAAGGCAAGGAGAGGAUGUUUCCGUUUCAGGCGAAGAAGCGUCGCACAGAUGACUUUGGCGACCUCAUCCGCCCAGAGGACUUUGCACGCGCUGAAGAGGAGGACAAUACAGCUGGAGAGGCUCUCCGCGGCGAGGAUACGAAGAAGGAAAAUGCCGUGGGUCAGAAGAGGAGAUGGGAUGACCUGGUCAACAAUGCCGAUAACGUCAAGGCGACUGCCAACCAAAAGCGCAGAAAAGAAAGAGAGGGCCGAGAGGGCGAGGACGGAGAGUCAGACAGCGAGCCAGAGGGCGACCCUGACAAGGUGGAAGGUCCUUCCAAGGUCAUUAUCGAGUCGGAAACGCUCGAGAUCCGGUGCCGGAUAGCCUUUGUCGACUUCUCGGGUCUACACGACCGCCGCACUAUCCAACAGCUGAUUCCACUAAUCAAACCACGAAAGCUCAUCUUUGUUGGCGGAGAGCAAGACGAAACACUUGAACUCGCAGAGAUCAGUCGCAUAGCGCUGAAUGCCAACACGGAUUCAGCCAAUGUCAUCGAUGUCUUUACGCCUACAGUAGGCAUGGUGAUUAACGCUAGCGUCGACACCAAUGCCUGGAGUGUCAAGCUCAGUCGAAACAUGGUACGCAACCUACGUUGGCAGAAUGUGCGUGGCAUGGGCGUUGUGGCCAUUACAGGGCGUCUUGCAGUCGCGAGCCUCGAGCCUCCAGUCAAGGAAGAAGCCGACACACCUGCGAAAAAGAAGGCUCGUCUCGACGCACCCGCCGUCCCUGUGUCCAGCGACAACACCAGUGACACACCCAUCCUGGACGUUGUCCCCAACAAUAUGGCGACUGCAGUUCGUUCCGUCGCCCAGCCGUUCCACGUCGGUGACCUGCGCCUUGCUGAUCUCCGGAAGCUUAUGAAUGCCAACGGUAUGCAGGCCGAGUUCCGUGGCGAGGGUGUGCUGGUUAUCAAUGGUACCGUGGCAGUAAGGAAGACUGCUACGGGUCAGAUUGAGAUUGACGGCGGUGCGUAUGGAAACUUUGACCCGCGAAGCAGUGAUGCGGCAACAUUUUCACGAGUUAGGAGACAGAUCUACGAAGGUCUGGCUGUUGUUGCUGGAGGAUGAUCAAGACGAUGAUGACGGGCAAGUGGAUGGGUGAAUGGCGUGCGAGGCGUUUGUCACUUUGGGCAAGGUUGGCAGCUGUCUUUGAUCCAGACCUCAAUAUAUCAUGCUGGCUAGUUUUGUGGCGAGGCACCCUUUUACUCGAUAUAGUCUCGACAUG